UCCAGCAGCAUUUAUAAACAUGGCCCCUUUACACACCUAAGGGUCAUUGUUUACAUCCAUCCAUACGUGGCAUUUGUGCCUCUAUGUUUCUGCUCCCUGACAGUGAGACAGAGCUUUAAAAGACAGAGAAACAAACAUCACCUUUUUUUCUUUCCACUUCUCCUCGACAGUGUUCACCUUGAAGCCUCCGCACCUGCUCUACAUUGAAGAUCACAUCUAACCGGCCACCUUGUGGAUCUGUAGCAAAAAAAUUAUUCCUGUUUAGAUCUCGUGAAACCAACUGCCACCAUUUCACCUCCAACAGUCAUGUACAGCUCCAGCUACUCCCGGGCCAAGUUUGGCCUGGAGGCCAGAGAGCCCCUGCACAAGCCCAAAGGGAAGAGCUGUGGCUACUACAUGAGGAUCGUCUUCUUCUUCUCUUCUCUGAUCCAGUCUCUCAUCAUCGUCAGCCUGGUGCUCUUCCUCAUCUACGGACAGCCAGAGAAGUCUGCAGAGGAGAGGAGGGUUGAGGAGCUGGAGCAGAACUUCAACAGGCUGAGCGAGAACAACAUCCAGCUGAGGAAGGAGAAAGGCGAGCUGGGAGCUCAGCUGGGAGCUCGCACAGCAGAGAAAGCUGCUCUGGAAGGAGAGCUGGCGAAGCUGAAGACUGACGCCAACAAUACAGAAUAUAGAAUAAAAGAAAAAUUAGCUAACUGUGAGAGAAAUGCAGCAACACUUAGCAUGAUGGCGCGGCGUACCACGACUCCAAUCCAGCCCCCUCCUGUGGUCACUACCAGUGGUGAAAUGAGGACUUUGCAGACCCUCAACGCUCAGCAAAAAGCUAUGAUAAACCUCAUCGAGGCAAACUUCACCCAGACGGUUCACUACCUGAGCCAGGACAGGGACAACGCUCUCAAAGACAGAGACACACAUCACCAAAACGCCAUUGCGCUGCGCAGGGACAACACUAUGCUGAAGGAGCAGCUCACCACCUACACGAGGAAAUGCAAAGAGGACUUUGCUCAGUCUUUGGAUGGAAUCAAAACGGUGACCAGCGAGUUCCUGAAUAAGAUCAACAACCUGUUUCCCCACCAGCUGACCUUUCACCUCACCUGUGACAGCCAGCAGGAGCAGAUGGAGAAGAUCAGAAACAGCUGCACGAACCUGUCAAGAGACGUGGAGAAUAAGUUCCAGCUGUACUUAGACAACGUGGGCAACAAGGUGGCUGAGAUCCAAGCCAAGUCCAGUCGUCUGGAGGUGCAAAAUUCACAGUUGACUUCUGAAGCGCAGGAGUGUGAACGCAAUCGUGGUGAGAUGAUCGCUGAGACUGCCAAGCAGCUACAGCUCAAGCAAAAGACUCAUGACGACCAGGUGGAGAAAUUACUGAUUGAGCAGAACCGACUGAGAGAACAGAAGCAACUGCAGGAAGACAGUUUGGCCCUGAGAGAUAAAGAGCUUCAAACCCUCCAGCGAAUGCUCUCUGCUCAACCCAAUUUUAAGUCUGGUUUUCCUAAAGCUGCUGGCCUAUAGGCAUCUAUUGGAGCACCUGGCAUCAGCAAAACUCCAGCGGUGAGAUGAAAUGAACUAGCAGAGUAAUAACAGACGGUGUAAGUGGUGUGUCACAGUGAUCAACAUUUUGGCUUCAAAAAACUUUCAAAGAACAUUUAUUUGUUCCUGAUAGAACCCACUUCCACAUAACCUGUAAAUACUCUGAGCCCACAUGAAGGACAUAUUUACUGUUGCUGGUCUGUGCAUGCUUUGUUUAGCUCUAUGUGGAAUAGAAGCUUUAUUUGUAUUUUUCUUGUGUUUGAGAGAAAACAUUAACUGUGAAAAGCCUUGGUAUCUCCCAGGGUCAAUGUACAAAUUUCCCUGACAAUGGUGUAAAUAUUUUUAAUUGAGUUUCACUCACCGUGGUUUUUGUAGUUAAGAAUUUAUCUUAAGAAUCUUAUCUUUUUAAUUAAAAUUAAAUUGACCUAAAA
Messenger RNA from Plectropomus leopardus (leopard coralgrouper), 1958 nucleotides. RefSeq names its product plasmalemma vesicle associated protein b (gene plvapb). Lineage: Eukaryota; Metazoa; Chordata; Actinopteri; Perciformes; Serranidae. The record is from RefSeq and is a predicted model, not a curated record. Gene Ontology annotation, biological process: positive regulation of cellular extravasation; regulation of vascular permeability.